AUGCACAUGUACGAUGAGACGCGCAGACGCCAGGAGGAAAGUGAAGCAGGCGAAUCUUGUGAUAACUUCACCGACCUCGACCUGACCCACUGCUUCGUGGGAACCACCCUGUAUGUGCGGCUCCUGCUCUACACUCGCUCCAACCUCGACUGUGGCCGCGAACUGAACCACCACCACCUGUCCUCCCAGCCACUCUUCAGCCUCUCCCGUCCCACCGCCUUUGUCAUCCAUGGCUACCGGCCCACCGGCGCUCCCCCUAUCUGGAUCAACCACAUAGUCCACCUGCUAGCAGAGCAGGAAGACAUGAACAUAAUCGUGGUGGACUGGAACAAAGGGGCAGCCAACCUCAACUACUUCACUGCUGUGAGUUACACCAGAGAGGCCGCUCUCAACCUGACGGGCUUCAUCAUGACGAUGGAGGCUGAAGGAGCCUCUCUGAGCUCAGUUCACCUGAUCGGCGUCAGUCUGGGAGCUCACCUGGCUGGUUUUGUGGGAGCAAACCUGAAGGGGAAGAUUGGCCGUAUCACAGGUCUGGACCCUGCUGGACCGAUGUUCACCAGGGCCACGCCGGAGGAGAGGCUGGACCCCUCGGACGCCAUGUUUGUGGACGUCCUUCACACCGACAUGAACUCCUUUGGACUGAGAGGAGCUCAUGGCCACAUUGACUUCUACGCCAAUGGAGGCGCCGACCAGCCGGGGUGUCCCAAAACCAUCUUUUCAGGUAAAUCUUACUUUGUGUGUGACCAUCAGCGCUCCGUCUUCCUGUUCCUGUGCGCUCUGAACCGAACCUGCACCCUCACCGGUUACCCCUGCUCGUCCUACAGCGACUUCCUGGACGCCCGCUGUCUGCAGUGCGAGACCUUCAAACAGCUGAUGUACAGAGUGGACAUGGUGACAUGGAACCAGUACCUGCGAUGGGGGGUCGUCUACAUCCGGCUGCACAGCGGCAGGAACGUCACAGAGGCCCGAAUAGACCAGUGA
Messenger RNA from Pundamilia nyererei, 981 nucleotides. It is a transcript of the gene lipib, whose product is annotated as lipase, member Ib. The transcript is spliced from 7 exons. Gene Ontology annotation, molecular function: glycerophospholipase activity. The record is from RefSeq and is a predicted model, not a curated record. Lineage: Eukaryota; Metazoa; Chordata; Actinopteri; Cichliformes; Cichlidae. Bases 1 to 981 code for a protein of 326 amino acids. Gene Ontology annotation, biological process: lipid catabolic process.